Darwinula stevensoni is the source of this 1627-nucleotide messenger RNA. Lineage: Eukaryota; Metazoa; Arthropoda; Ostracoda; Podocopida; Darwinulidae. The record is from the annotation of a GenBank genome assembly.
AUGGGAAGUAAUUCCCAGAAUGAGAGCAUUUCUAGAGGAGUCAAGGAGGCACGUUGCCCCCAAAGGGAUGUGAAGGAGAUGCUGAAGGAUACUGAAUGUCAUUUCACAUGGAAACCAGAUGAGCAUGGACAUGUUCCCCCUGAAUCCAGUUAUAUUUCCAAAAUUGAAGAGAAGCAAGUCAUACAUGAACAAGAUAAUGAGCCAAUUUUGAUGGCAACUCAUGGCCUUUUGCUGGCCUAUGAAUACAGUCGGCAAGGUGAUCUCAGCAAAGCACAUGAUACUCUACAAGGCAUCCAAUCUGACAUUGCAAACAUGGAUGAUUCUACACCUGAAGAAAUAGAGGCUCUUCAAUACCUCAUAAACUGUAGUCUUGCCCAUGUAUAUUUCCUCAUGGAGGAUCCAGAUACAGCCAAUGAGAUCCUUCUUGAGACUGUGAAAUAUUCUGACUCAUCAGAAAAAGUCAAAGCUCAAAUCCUCAGUGCAAAAGCUGAUGCCUUUUCUGUGUAUUCUGCAGAAUCAUUUUCAUAUGCCCUUGAUUUGUACAGGGAAGGAGUGAUAUUGGAUCCAGAAAACUACACCCAUCACUUGGGAGUGGGAAAGAUGUUGAGGAGGAUCCGUCGCAUUGAAUCCCUUGACAAUGUACCAACAAAUGAAGAAGUAAUGGCACUGAGGAAGGCAGUUGAGAUUAAGAGGUGUCAAAGCAGUUUGGUAUUUCUUGCCGAGUCACUGAGGGAGUAUGCAAAGGCUAUAUACAGAAAAGAUCGCAAUCUGGCUGCCAAACUUAAUGAGGAGGCCCUUGCCCUGUACACAGAGGUUUCUAGAGACCCAUCCAUUAAUGCCAAUAGCUUGGUGAGAUGUGGAGAUGGCUUCUCAAGACUUCCAGCUUAUAUGAAAGACCUGGACAAGGCAGAAGAGUGCUACUUGAAGGCACUUGACCUCUGCCCAAGCAACACCACAGGGAAUCAUAAACUGGGUGUUUUCUACCUGAAGCAGAACCGAGAACUAGCAGAAAAAUAUUUGCUGGCUUCCAUCAACCCCUCUCAUGGCAAUAAAAACUUCUCUGCACAUGCAACAUAUGUCAGUUUGAAGUUGGAGGAUGAUCCAACAUUUGAUGUUGGCACUGAGUGGCAACACAUGGUGGAGAGAUACCCUGAGAUCUUGGACCAGCUACGGCUUCACAUUUUGCAAAUGCAAUAUUUCUCCCAAUUUGACCCAGAAAUUGGACUUCAUCAUGCUGAAAAUACACUUGACACCUUGCUACAAUUGAAGAAAGCUGUGCAGACAUUUGGGUGCUCCCAUCAUUUGUCACGGAAUGGGCAACGCCUGAAGGUAAGAUACCCACCCAAGAAGUUUGCCCAUGAACAUCUGCUAGAUGGCCUCCAGUACCUUCAGCAACGGCUCCCACAUAAGUGUGAUAUGAUCAAUAGUAUGACAGAGAGGCUCACUGUGUGGAUGGACACAUAUGCUUUAGGGUCAGAAGGCAUAAGCAAAGCUCCAUCAGCAUCCACUUCCACAUAAGAAAAGAUCAUGAGUGUUGCAAUUCUUUGCAUUCAUACUUUUCAAAUUUAAGACACUGAAUGAGACUUACAUCUUCACUUGGUGCAUCCGCUUUUGUUUUCUUGCCCCU